This is a messenger RNA of Lactuca saligna, 1246 nucleotides long. NCBI's taxonomy places the organism in Eukaryota, Viridiplantae, Streptophyta, Magnoliopsida, Asterales, Asteraceae. The record is from the annotation of a GenBank genome assembly.
AUGAAGCCCAACCCAGCUGGGAAAGAGGUGUUGGGUUUAUAUCCAUUGAAGGGCAAGGUGGGGAGUUCGACUCUCAUUGGUAGCCACUCAUGGGGAAUUUUCCUUUGGAAUCCCAUUAAAAAGGGUGAUGGUUUGCCAUUUCCUAUUCAAGUUACUGACAUCCAAUCAUCGUUUCAGAAUAUGGUAGGCGUUCAAGCGAGUCUUCCUUGUACCUGGGCUUUAGGAGGUCAAGAUCAUGUUAUGAAAGUAGGAUGCCGUAUCUUUCCAAUUCCAUGCUUCAGUGAUUCAGGUAAACGUUGGCAUCCUAUUGUUUGUUCUAGUAAAAUGGAUGAUGAUGCAGAUACAAAUGAUUCUGAUGAUGAUAUAAAUGAGGACAAAUCUUCAGAAUCAGUUAACAAUGAAAUUCUGAGAGAAAAUCUAGAAAGAAUUAUUGGUGUAGAUGAUUCUGCUUUUUCUGGGAUUGAUCUUGCAACACUUAUUAGGAAAAAAUACGGACGAUCAUAUGAUGUUCAGCUUAUAAAGAAGGAAUUCAUGGGUAAAAAUCUCCUUGCAUUGAAUGUCAUGUGGAAGUACAUGGAACAGAGAUCUUUUCCUCUGACUGAAGAAGAGUACUUGUUGAGGCUUGAUGACGUGGCGAAUACGUUGAAAUGUUGGGGAGCUGUUUCUCAUAUUCGAAACAGUUUGGAAAAAUUGAAAGAGCGACCUCGGAUUGGAAAGGCAGUCAGCAUCUUUAUAGACAUGGAUGAGAGUGGAGGGCGCACAAAUGAAUGGAUUUACAAGUAGGUAAGAAUGUGAAUAUGAUCAAAUCUUGUGGUGUAAUGACAGGGGCAUAAAAGUAAUUAAGGAAUGUUGGUUGUAUAUUUACUUACCUCUAAAUCUUUCAAGAUUUUAAAAUGAAGGUAAGAAGCAAUAGAAAUGUUGCCUUGUAAUGUGAUUCUGUCAUAUUCUUUGUAAUUAAACUAGAAAUAUGUCGGUUCAUACAAUAUUUUUGGGUAAAUUAUUUUUACCAAUAUAGGCAAUGUAUUUUAAUUAUUUACCAACAAUAGCAACCAAGUUAUACUCUUUUUUUUCAAUAUUGACAAAUAUAUAACAUGUUUAAUCGGUGAUGUUAUUUUUAAUACAUUUGUAGAUGACAAUCAUGAGAGAUUGCUUAUGAAGUGACACUUGAACAUUUAUUGUUAUAUUACUUACAUAAAUUAUAUGCUCCACAUUUUGAUGUACUGUUUAAAUUUUAACAAGGUUCUCA